CUCAACAACCCAUAUAUAAUAUCACAGGUUUAUUUGUUCUAUACCUAUAUACUUGACUUUGCUCAUGGAGACGAUUAAAUAAAGAAACAUUAUGAGUACUAGUUUUCAGUUUUUUAACUAGAAUGUUUCUCAAACAUGGCCAGCUAGCUAAUGUGAAGUCAUCUCUCUCUCUCUCUGGUUUCUUGUAUUAGUUUUUCCAACAAAUAAUGGAAAGAGCCUUUGUGUUGAUAUGCAUCUUUUGGGCCGUCCUCACAAUCAUCACACCAACACUUAUUCUCCUGUCAGAGAAUUCGAAGCUCUUGGAUUCAAAUGUGGAGAAAAAUGAAGGAGUGAAGGCUAAGCCUAGAAGAAUGGUGGGAUUUGCAGAUCAGAAACGUCCAAGCAAAGCACCAAUACGUCUAACAUUAAUGGAGGCACCGGUUCCGGUUCCGGCUCGGGCACGGGCACCUGCUCCAGCUCCAGCUCCAGCACCGGCAGUUAGACAGGCAACGAAUCCAGCUUUGCGAGCCAAAAGAUCAGUCAGCUAUCUCGACUAUUUCUUUAGUGGAGCAAUUAUAGUACCAUUGGAGACAGACACUGACUCCAUGUAGAUAUAUAUAUAUAUAUAUAUAUUUAUAUAACCCAAGCUGCUCAUAGAAAAUUGCUGCAUUGGUUUCAGCUUAAGGGAACCUUUGUUUCUUUCGAAGCAGAUUGGGUGUAAACGGGUCAUGUAUCAUUCACUUCUUCAUAUAUGCACGGCUUGUUUCUUAAUUAAUACUACAAAGAUUAUGUAAACUGGCUUUCAAGUAGUUUGAAGGCAGGCUGUUCUGACCAUUCUGCCUCUGCCUCUUUGCAAA
Messenger RNA from Carya illinoinensis, 836 nucleotides. RefSeq names its product ral guanine nucleotide dissociation stimulator-like. Lineage: Eukaryota; Viridiplantae; Streptophyta; Magnoliopsida; Fagales; Juglandaceae. Bases 207 to 590 code for a protein of 127 amino acids. The transcript has 2 exons. The record is from RefSeq and is a predicted model, not a curated record.